AUGCUAAUACAACUAGAAGUUGAGCAGUCUGAGUCCCAGUUAAAUAAUUUUCUUUGGGAAUGGUAUGAGCUAUCAUUAGAAGAACCAUUUUGUUCUUCAAGUUGCUUAAAAGCUAGAACUGAAGAAAGUUCUGCAAUGUUUUAUGAAGAUAUUCAUUUGGAACCAACACUACUUUCAUUAGUUUUUGGUCUUAUUUCUAUUAUAGUGACUGUCGUGGUAUUAUGCUGGAGGAAAUAUGUUAAAAAAAAGAAGCUGGAGUUUAAUUAUGACUUGGAGCCUUGUGAACCUGAUAUAGAUCUGAUGCAUAUUCAUCUGUCAGCUAUGAGAAGCUUCCAACGACAAGCUGCAGAACAGUGUUUUAUGUUACUCCAAAAGCACCCUGAAGCUGUGAACCAUGCCUUGCCUCCAUUCUAUUAUACACCCUUCUUGCGGGCUUGUAAUGCUGGGUGUUUUGAGCUUGUCAAGUUUAUGCUGACCAUUGGAGCGGAUAUCAGCUGCUGCACAUCUGAGGGUGAUUCACCCAUGUAUCUGGCAGUGUAUGGUUUGUCCAAGAAACAUGCUGUUUGGGAUCCAAGCAUUCUUAACUUGCUGUACAAGCAUGGAUGCACUGUUAAUUGCGUGAAACAACAUGGAUACACUCCACUCCAUGUUGCGGCACGAGCUGGACAUGUCAACCUUACAAGAUGGCUUUUGGUGCAUGGUGCUGACCCUGAAAGCAAAACUGAGAGGGGGCACAGGCCUUUGGAUUUUGCUAAACUGCAAGGUCAUCGUGAAGUGAUGGCACUACUUACUGUUAACACAGAGGAGCCACAAUGCCAAGACUGGUCCUGCACUCCAACUUGUAAAUGUGAUUGUCAUGUGACAUAGAAGACUG
Messenger RNA from Schistocerca piceifrons (Central American locust), 874 nucleotides. RefSeq names its product ankyrin-1-like. The record is from RefSeq and is a predicted model, not a curated record. Gene Ontology annotation, molecular function: protein binding. The transcript is spliced from 8 exons. NCBI's taxonomy places the organism in Eukaryota, Metazoa, Arthropoda, Insecta, Orthoptera, Acrididae. Bases 1 to 867 code for a protein of 288 amino acids.